Molecule: messenger RNA, 2086 nt
Organism: Cryptomeria japonica (Japanese cedar)
Lineage: Eukaryota; Viridiplantae; Streptophyta; Pinopsida; Cupressales; Cupressaceae
Product: flowering locus K homology domain
Exons: 7
Coding region: 266-1762 (498 amino acids)
Biological process (GO): regulation of gene expression
Cellular component (GO): cytoplasm; nucleus
Molecular function (GO): mRNA binding
Source: RefSeq, a predicted model, not a curated record
UAAUAUCAAAUAUCGCCUCAUCUUCUCUUGGCCUCUUUACUCUCUGUACUGAAGUUAUGAAUAGCGAUGAGUAUAUAACAUCCUUCGCAUAUAUACGCUGAAUAUAUCCCCAUUUUCCCCAGAAGCAGGAUUUAUCAGUCAGAGUCUGUAUUGAGUCCAGGCCAAGAGAAACAGGUCGACCUUCUUUAGUUUCUGUGGUGAAGCUCCAAGCUCUUUGUGUUGAUACCUGGAUAUUUUGGAUAGGGUCAGUCUCAACUAUUGAAAAAUGUCAACGGCGCUAGAAUCUAUGCAAGAACCUAGAAAUAUUACUCCUGGUCAGAAAAGAGGACGGGAUGAGGAGACAGCAGCUGGAACUGGUCCUGAUAAAAGGUGGCCUGGCUGGCCUGGAGAGAGUGUUUUUCGAUUGCUUAUAACUAGUCAGAAGGUUGGUGGGAUAAUUGGUCGCAAGGGAGAGUUUGUGAAGAAAAUGUGUGAGGAGACCAAAUCUCGCAUCAAAAUUCUAGAUGGAGUGCCAGGCAUCCCUGACCGUGUUGUUAUGAUCUCAGCAAAGGAUGAACCCGAUGCGGCAAUCUCCCCAGCUAUGGAUGGGGUACUUAAGGUUCACAAGCGCAUAAUUGAGGGUAUAGAUGGGAUGGCAGAUUCUGGUCGAGCACAACAAGGUGUGGGGGGAUCGAUUUCAACUCGGAUGCUGCUACCUGGGACACAGUCUGGAAGUUUAAUAGGAAAGCAAGGAUCAACAAUAAAGUCAAUUCAGGAAGGUUCAGGUGCCAGUGUUCGAGUACUUGGGCCUGAGGAUGUUCCUAUUUGUGCCUUACCAGAGGACAAAGUGGUUGAGAUACAAGGAGAGCCUGGAAGUGUACACAAAGCUAUAGAACAAAUUGUUUCACAUUUACGGAAAUUUUUGGUUGAUCGGACUGUUCUUCCUCUGUAUGAGUCAAAUAUGUCAAUGGCCAAGCCACCUCAGAUGGAGCAAAACAUGCCCCAACAGCCUUGGAGCCACAGCCACAAUAGCACAUUACCUAGUGGUGGAGGUGGUCUUGGAAACAACUCACAUUACACACCUAUUGCUCCUCAACGUGAUAGUUAUUAUCCUCCCUCAGACCUUCCCCCUGCAGAUACUCGGUCACAGCAUGGCUUGAACAUGUAUGGUAGAGAUCCAGCACUUAGCAGUCAUUCAGCUGCAAAUCCACAGCCAGCACCUGUUAUCACACAGGUUACUCAGCAAAUGCAAAUACCCCUAUCAUAUGCAGAUGCUGUGAUUGGAACAGCUGGGUCAAACAUCAGCUACUGUCGUAGGGCCAGUGGAGCAAUAAUAACUGUACAAGAAACUAGAGGAGUGCCAGGUGAAAUGACAGUUGAAAUACAUGGAACUGCAACUCAAGUACAAACAGCACAGCAAUUGAUCCAGAACUUUAUGGCAGAGGCUUCAGGGCCACCUGCAGAUGCAUAUAACACGGUCGAUACAGGAUAUAAUUCUUAUCCCAGUCAAAGCUCAAUGUACACUUCCCCACGACAAAAUACUGGGCAUGCUGGCCAUUCUUCUGGAGGUUAUGGUCCAAGUUCUGGCACCACUGGAGGUUAUGGUCCAAGUGCUGGGCAUUCUGGCCCAACUGGAGGUUAUGGUCCAAGUACUGGGCAUUCUGGUCCAGCUGGAGGUUAUGGUCCGAGUGCUGGCCAUUCGGGUCCAACUGGAGGAUAUGGUCCAAAUUCUGGACAUUCUACUGGGGGUUAUGGUUCUCACUACAGCAGCUAUCGAUAUUAGAUGGAUAGCAAGUACAGACUAUCUAUGGUUCUGUUCCUAGGAAACCUGAGAAGGUUCUGGAUGGUGAACACAAUUGAAAUGGCUUGGGUGCUUAUUAGACUGUGAUUUGCACAUUACCCAAGUUGAUAUCAAUGCAACAUGACUACUGAAAUUCUUGAAAUUUUGCAAUGUCUAUAGGAUUCCUAUUGUGUACCCACGGGUAGGAUGUACUUUUUCUCUUGUAUGGUAUGAUUCUACUGUUUUCAUAGAUGCCAUUACAAAGUAAAAUUCAAUUGGGAUGUUUAAUGAUAUUGAGGAUUAUCAAUGUUUUACAUGUUCGUAACA